AUGGAACCGGAGCCGACCCUUGCCGCUCUCCUCGAGGCUAUCCAUACCCUCACCAACCAAGUCGGGUCCUUACAGGCCCAAGUCACAUCCCAAGGCCAACAGCUUGCGGAGCUCAAAGCCUUAUGCAAGGAAACCAAUGACCUCGUUGGCGAUAAGGACCAAGGAGGAGCCCAAGCCAAGCCUGGCCCAUCGACUGGGCCUGUCACCCCCCCCACUCACACAGGGGGAGAAGCUCCCACUCCAGGAACGAUUAGGCCUGGGCUCAAGGCACCCUUCCGCCCAUCAAAAGGCACCGGGUUUGACUCAGAGGAAGAAGAAGAACCCCGGCGGGCUCCCAAAAAAGAGCCUCGCGACACAACUAGGAGUCUCAGCUCCCUCACACCAUUUGACACAGGGUCUUCCGUAAAAAGGCCAAAAAUGGAGCUUCCAGACCCUUAUAAAGGCGAUACAAGGGGACGUAAGGCCACUCAAUGGCUUGAUAGAAUGCUACUCUGGGUUGCCCUCCACAGGGACCAGUUUGACAAAGAGGAGCAGAUGGUCGUCUGGAUAUUAUACCACAUGACCAACAAGGCCGCCGACUGGGCACUCCCUGUAAUAGGGACAAUCAUCAAGGGAGAAGGUAACCCGCCUACCACCAUCCCAGCCUUAACGGCAAAAUUCAAGGAGGCCUUUGAUGACCCAGAUGCCAAGCGGGCCGCGGCCAGAAAAAUAGCCGCCCUCUCCCAAACCACAACCACCUCCGAGUACGUCACGGAGUUCCGCAACUUGAUGGCGGAAUUAGACUGGAACGAGGAGGCCUACAUUGCGCAGUUCACGCGAGGCCUCCAUUGGAAGGUCAAGGAACUACUGUCGACCAAGGAUAGCGUUCCUGACGAGCUCGAGGCAAUUUUCGCGGCCUCCAUUAAAAUUGAUAACAUUCGCCGCGAGAAUGAGGAGAACCGCCCUAAGAAGGCACCCGCUAAGUCCCCGGUCACCGCGACCACUUCCACCUCUACCACCACCACUAGGGUCCGCCUAUCCGAGGACCCCAACUACGUAACCCCGGAGGAAAGGGAUCGUCGCCGUGCGUCCGGCCUAUGCGUCAAAUGUGGACAGAAGGGGCACGGAAUCAAACAAUGCCCGAACGGUUGGAAAGCCACAAUUAAGGAGGUAGCCAAGGUGGCUGAGGACGAGUCGGGAAAAGAUUGA
Rhizoctonia solani is the source of this 1188-nucleotide messenger RNA. Its product is annotated as Retrotransposon-derived protein PEG10. The coding region runs from base 1 to 1188 and encodes 395 amino acids. Lineage: Eukaryota; Fungi; Basidiomycota; Agaricomycetes; Cantharellales; Ceratobasidiaceae. The transcript has a single exon. Gene Ontology annotation, molecular function: zinc ion binding; nucleic acid binding. The record is from RefSeq and is a predicted model, not a curated record.